GGAUUGCGGGGGUGUGCAGGUUGCCGACGGAGGGUUGCCCCUGUCGAAAAUUUCGACUGCCGGAGAGCUUGCCAGGACAAAUUGUAUGUGCAGCAGAGUCCCAGAACUUGUUUGCAGUGCCACGGUUCAGCUAGGAAAACACGUGCAGCAGUCUCAAGCAGAGUUUUCCUUUUAAUGAUACGUGUCGCGUUAGUUUCUUUCUGCCUUCCACUUCCCCCAGUACAGGGAAAGAGUAUGACUUCUCGUAAUGUCUGAGCCCCAGAAGCUUUCAUAUUACGAACUAAAGUAGGGGACAUUUUGCAAGUAAAGUUGGUGAAAUUCUUCCCCUGCCGUUGAAAUUUUAGACCUGUAUUUCGUUAUCCUUUUCUACUCUGAUUUGCGUUUGUCUGCACCUGAGCAUAGUGAACUGUCCUAUCCUUGCCUAUUGUACAGAGUAAAGAAGUGUUCCUUAUUUCAGGCUAUACUAGAGGGAGAAUGGGUGUUGCUAGCUCCAGCGACAUAACUCUGGCCAUUAUGAACUUUAAGUUAUUUAAAAUAGAGAAAUUGGAUCUCCCCCACCCCCCUCUGCUGAAGAACAUGGGAGGGGGCACUAUGUGAAUAGCACAUGUAUUUGUCUCUAUGAUUUCUUUGUUUUCAUGUUAUUUCCUAUGUGCAGGAGUGAGUGUGAAAUUUGGUACCAACACUAUGUACAAUUUUAGUGGUUUUGUCAGCAUCUGAACUGGCUUUUGAGGUUUGGGUAAAAGACACAAGUUUAUACUGUUGGAGAGGGAAGUAUUAUAAGGCUUUGCUUUUGGAGUGAGAGAAGGCCUAAGAGGCAUAGACAUACAUACAUUGGCAAAUCAAAUUAAGAAUCUCAACUUAUAAGUGGGCUGUUAUUAGGGAAAAAGGGGUUGGAUAUGCCUUUGCUAUUUUAAAUAUCUUUUGGUUUUUUCCCCCAUUAGGAACCUUUUUUUAAUGGUGGACUGGCAGCUAGACUGAAUUAGUCAAAUAUGGACAGGAAUCCAUCACCACCUUCCAGUGAUUCAGAAGAAGAGGUGGUAGUCGCUGGGGACUCUAUUGGAAAUACAGUGUAUAGUAAACACUGGCUGUUCACCGUCCUGACAAAACUAAUUGAGGUUAUUAGCUCAAAGGAGGGUGAUUCUGAACAGAACAAUGCCAAAGAACUGGUGGAACUGGAUGAAGAUAUGGAGAAUGACAUUUGUAAAGUAUGGGACAUGUCAAUGGAUAAGGAUGUUGCUUUAUUUCUGCAAGAAUUUAAUGCCCUUGAUAUAUUUAUAGGUGUGUUUGCCAAAUCUAAAUGCCCUCGGCUCAUUGAAAUCUGUGUGGGAAUACUGGGAAAUAUGGCCUGUUGCCAAGACAUAUGCAUGUCCAUUAGUAAAAAAGAGGUGCUUGGACAAAUGGUGCUGCAGCGUUUAUGUGAUUCUGAUUCCCCAACUCUGCUUGAAACAAGCAGGUUGUUGCUGACUUGCCUCUGCCAAUCUGAAGUGGCCAGUAUUUGGGUGGAAAGAAUCCAAGAAAGUCCAUCAGUAUAUGACUGUAUCUGUUUUAUCAUGUCUAGUUCUACAAAUGUGGAGUUGCUGGUGAAAAUUGGUGAAGUGGUUGAUAAAUUGUUUGAUUUAGAUGAAGAAUUGAUGUUAAACUGGAUUAAAAGGAGUUCUCAGCCAUCAGUGAGGCAGCUUACAGAUGAUUCUUCCGAUGAGCUUCCGGAUUUCAAGAUUGUACCUUGUCUGCUUGAAGCUACAAAACAAGUCUGCUCAGAUAACAAUUCAGAAGGACUUGAUGUCUAUAUGCAUAUUCUACAGCUGCUCACUACUGUGGAUGAAGGCAUUCAAGCAAUUGUACAUUCUCCUGAUAGUGGAAAAGAAAGUUGGAGUCUGCUGUAUAAUCUUCUUUGCCAUGAACUCUGCCAGCCGGAUGAUCCACCAAUUAUUGUUCAAGAACAAAAGACAGUGUUAGCUUCGAUUUUAUCUGUGCUCUCAGCCAUCUUUGCUUCACAGACUGAACAGGAGUAUGUCAAGAUGGAGAAAAAUAUGCCUCUAAUUGAAAGCUUGAUUAGAGUCUUGCAAAACUUGGAUGAAUGUGGAAAGAGAUCUAGAGACAGCUCCAGUGAAUCCAAGUCAGAGAAGGCUGAGAAGCUGGGAACAACUGAGGAAGAUUUCCAUUUAAAAAUAUUGAAGGACAUUUGUUGUGAGCUACUCUCCCAUAUGCUUCAGGAGUUAUCAAAGGAGAACAUACUGGAGGGGCUCAAACAAGGUCAUUUAAACGAACAGAAAUGUUGCUGUGCGUUUCAGAAUCUCCUCCCUUUGUAUUUAUCUUCGGUGGAGAGUUUUCUUGAAGUGCUGCAUGAAGCUGAUCAGGCCCUUGCUGACAGCCUAGGAAAGAGAUUCCCAAGCUUGAAACUGCCAACAUAGGAGCACAUGAACCGUAUUUUCUUAUAGGGUGACUUUGAAUCUUUCAUUUAAGAAAGCAGUGUGUGAAGAGUUCGGAAGUUUAAAUGCUACAUUUCUGACUUCUUUGGAAGAAGAGCAAGAUGAGAAUCUGCAUUGAACAAGGGUGGAAGUGAUCAGUAAAGGCAAGGAAAGCUUGCUUUCUUCCACAAGUCUACCUUUUCAAAUGCUGUACAUGAAAUAGAAAUGUUUUUAUAUCUUAGUAGCCUUUAAGUCUGUGGAUCUUUCUUUUGAAAUAGUUGCACCUAUUUUUAAUUAGUGUGUUGUGUUACCAGUUAGCAAUUAAGAGUGAUGUCAUUCCAGAAUAUGUUAAAUAUAAAAUGAUUGGAUUUGCAUAUGAUAGCUGUGAUCUGCUCUCUCCUUACUUCAGUUUAGUACCAGUCCUGUGUCUGGGUGACCACAGGAUCUUUUUGAGUUUUGGAACUGAGUUUUCAAGGGUGAGCCCUUGCCUCUUCUUCCUCACAGGAGUGGAAAGGAGCCUGCCAGCUUCCCCCCAUUCCCAGGUCACGGCUGUGCUUCAGAGGAGAAAAGGGGGAUCAUGCUGGGGGCGGGAAGGUGAGGAAGCCGGGGCCACAGGCCUACCUUGAUUCCAUCUGAUUCCAUUCCCUGACACUUUCUAGAUGGCCAGAAACAGCACCUGGCACAAGAUGCAUCAGUGGUGAAGAGUGCCAUGUCUUUCUUGGAGCAUAGGAUGCACGUAAGCCUCCAAAGUUGGAAAAUUUGAGGCCAUGAAACAUAAGACUGUGCCCUUAAAGACAUAACUUCUUAGUCAUAAGGGAACUGAUGCAUUUUGAAAGGAGAAGUCUGAAACUGAAGAAUUAGAUUAUUUCUAGAUUCUUGAGUAGAAUAUAUAUACUUCAGCCAUUUAUAUGAUAAUCACUGUGUUAUUUCCCUGUCGCUGAAUGCUGCUCUGACAAAAGUUAAGAUGCAACAGUUCUGGUUCAUAUUAAUGGUUGAUGAUGAAAUGGCUACCAUCUUGUGACUCUCUUGCCCAAGAUAGAUUGAAUGCAGGUUAUGCCAUUUUACCAGUCUAACUUCUUGAAACAUUGGAAGUAGCAUGAAAACUGCACAACAGCUUGUUUAGUUUCUUUUAAGAUAGAAUUGGAAAAAGUGGACCAAACAGAUGGCAGCUAGGUCAGGAACAGCUUUUUGAGAGCUGUGCAUAACAUGCACACAGAGAGACAUACACACACAUGUUGAUCCUUCAGCAUUAAUUAUUGUAUUCCGUUACAUUCUGCGUGCUCUGAAGGUCAGCCAAAGUGUUUUUAAGAAAGAUAAAAUGUUUGGAGCUACACACAGUUGUAUGCUAAUUUCCGAAGGGAUGGAAUUAUACCUUGUUGUGGCCUUGCUGUUUGCAACUUGUACCACUGCUGGGAUUUUGAGCCAGCAAGAAAAAUGAAUUAAAUGGGCCCAAAGGUAGGGAAUUGUGAAUGCAAUCCAGCAGAAGAAGGCAGCUGUUCCACUUGUUCAGGGGAGCAGUAAAGCUUCCCCUUGACGCAGUAGCCCCCAUCCUUCCUCCCAAGAGGCAAGCAGGUAUACUUGGAAGGGCUGCUGCUAGAAGGAGUUUUUACCGCUCCCAUGUGUGAAUGGAAAUAUGUUUGGAUCUCACAUGGUGUUUCUGGCAUUUUUACACCCAUGGCUGCCAGUGAGACUGGUUUUGUGUGUACUGGAAAUGUAUUAUUGAAACUAAAAUGUUACAAUAAAGUUUUUUAAUGCGUGCAUACACACAAACACAUACAU
Messenger RNA from Varanus komodoensis (Komodo dragon), 4187 nucleotides. RefSeq names its product serum amyloid A like 1 (gene SAAL1). NCBI's taxonomy places the organism in Eukaryota, Metazoa, Chordata, Lepidosauria, Squamata, Varanidae. The record is from RefSeq and is a predicted model, not a curated record. The transcript has 12 exons. Bases 990 to 2411 code for a protein of 473 amino acids.